This is a messenger RNA of Zerene cesonia (dogface butterfly), 1362 nucleotides long. Its product is annotated as zinc finger protein 709-like. Bases 166 to 1362 code for a protein of 398 amino acids. Gene Ontology annotation, biological process: regulation of transcription by RNA polymerase II. Lineage: Eukaryota; Metazoa; Arthropoda; Insecta; Lepidoptera; Pieridae. Gene Ontology annotation, molecular function: DNA-binding transcription factor activity; RNA polymerase II cis-regulatory region sequence-specific DNA binding. The transcript has 11 exons. The record is from RefSeq and is a predicted model, not a curated record.
AAUGGACAAGUCAGAGUUAUAAUACCUAUAAACAAUGAUAGUGAAACAAGAUCACUGAAAUCAAAACAAUAUAUUAAAGUUGAUAAGCUCUGCAAUAGUAUUGUUAAAGAAAUUGCUCCAGUUGAUGAUACAAAUGGAACAUAUCAUAAAGUUGUUAUAAAAACGAUGGAAGCCCCAAAUGGAAAUAAGGUUAAAGCGUAUAACUGUCUGUCUUGCAAUUUCCUGGUAUCGUCAUUGACUGAAUUCAAAAAUCACCCUUGCAAAAAUCGUGUCAUUUCAGAAAAGUAUAUUUGUCCGCAUUGCUCCGUUAUGUAUGACAACCCAAAGUCUUUAUGUGCACAUAUGAAAGUUCAUAAAGAGAAACCAGAUACGUCGUCUUUAUUAGAACCAAUUAAAUUUGACUGUGAAGUAUGCAGUACUAAAUUUCCAUCAAGCAAAUCGUUAAAAUUACACAAGCGGAUGCACGAUCCUGUUAAAUCUCGACCCAUAGAACCACCGGUAGAGACAACAGAAGGUUCUGAUAAAUAUCUAUGUCUAGUUUGCUUCAAAUUAAUACCCGUAGACUAUAGAGUAAUUCACCAGAAUUCGCACAAGGUCAGCAACGAAAUGAUAUGUGAUAUAUGUAAUAAGAAGUUUCCCAACAAGGAGUAUUUAGAGAUGCACAUGAAUGUACAUAAUAUGGAUAAGGUGACAGUGGGCAAACAGGACAACACACUGCCGUACCAUUGCCUGUACUGCAGUCGGAAGUUCGCGCGGCCGCACGAGAAGGUGAAGCAUGAACGGAUUCAUACGGGCGAGAAGCCCCAUUCCUGCGAAAUCUGCGGCAAAUCUUUCCGCGUGUCGUACUGCCUCACGCUGCACAUGCGCACGCACACAGGCGCUAGGCCCUACGAGUGUCCACACUGCCCCAAAAGAUUCAAAGCGCACAGCGUGUACAACCACCACCUGCUGACGCACUCGGAGGUGCGCGCGUACAAGUGCCCGUUCUGCCCCAAGGCGUUCAAGACCUCGGUGCAGCUCGCCGGCCACAAGAACUCGCACACCAAGCCCUUCUCCUGCCAGCAGUGCAACAGGCCGUUCGCGUCGCUGUACGCGGUGCGCGUGCACAUGGAGGUGCACACGCGGCAGAACAACCUCAAGUUCUCGUGCUCCGCGUGCGGCGCCAGCUACGCGCGCGCCUUCGCGCUGCGCGACCACAUGCGCACCGCGCACGCCGACCGCCCGCUCAGCCCCCAGUGGAAAGAAAACACGCUAGCAACGACCGAAGCGACUGAAACGGAAGAAAUCUCACUCACAACAGACUCACUCAAUAAGGAAUUGCCAAAUGAUGACAACGCCGUCCAACUAGGAGAAAAGAUUUAG